UUUUGCUGGUAUUAAGAGACCUGAAAUGAAAGUAUCCCUGGAACCCAAUGUGAACUAUUUCUUCUACUUGAGGGCUGUCAACCCAUUUGGGACAAGUGAACAAAGUGAAGCAGCUCUCAUCUCAACUAAAGGGACUCGAUUUCGCCUGCUGAGUGACACAGCCCAUCCUGCUUUGCAAAUCUCCUCCAAUGCAACGGUGAUCUGCCUUCCUGAGAAAGCCAAAUUCACUGGGUUUCCUUCAGUCCUGGGUGAGCUGCUGCCUGCUCGAGGAUGUCAUUACUGGGAAACCAUUGUCUCUGCCUGCAGAAGCUACAGGAUUGGGAUUGUCUACGAGGCAACAUCACGGAGCAGUGUCCUGGGGCUGAGUGAUACCUCCUGGUGCAUGCGGUGCUGUCCUACACAAACCAGCUUUCUGUACAGAUUUCUUCACACUGGUGUGAUGAGCGAUGUUCGUGUGACAGAACACCCAACCAGGAUCGGCAUCCUGUUGGAUUACAGUGGUGGGAGACUGUUGUUCUUCAAUGCAGAGAGAGGACUGGUGCUGUUCACCAUCAGGCACAAAUUCACUGAUGCUGCUCACCCAGCCUUCGCCCUGGAGAAGGCUGGAGCGCUUACCCUGCACACGGGCAUGGAGCUGCCGGAGUUUGUGAAGCACAGCUAAUCCCCUGCCUCACACUCUCAGGAAAACUGACAAUUACAGUGUCAGUGGACAGGGAGAGGAAGGGGGUGUGAGGGAGGGAUGUCUAGUCUUCACCAAUGAAUGCCACGCACGCAGCUCUCCCGCACAUCAUCAGCAAUGGUAGUUAGUGCUCAGACACGUAAUCAACCUGAGUGAGGAGAGAAAAUCAACUCCUUCAGAUAGAGCGUGCACCUAGUGAUAUACACAGCCGUACUUUUGAAGGGAAAAAAGGUUUUGUUAGAAAUUAACAUUAAGAGGGGGGGAAAUGUACUUUCCCUGUGAAAAUAAUGACAGUGCUAGCUGUCCUUUUUAAAGUUGAUGAUGAGCCUGUGUAUAAAAUAAAUGCAUCUCUCACUGCA
This is a messenger RNA of Balearica regulorum gibbericeps (East African grey crowned-crane), 1038 nucleotides long. The record is from RefSeq and is a predicted model, not a curated record. NCBI's taxonomy places the organism in Eukaryota, Metazoa, Chordata, Aves, Gruiformes, Gruidae.